Caenorhabditis sp. 36 PRJEB53466 is the source of this 369-nucleotide messenger RNA. The record is from the annotation of a GenBank genome assembly. NCBI's taxonomy places the organism in Eukaryota, Metazoa, Nematoda, Chromadorea, Rhabditida, Rhabditidae.
AUGUCCAUCCGUAUUCGCAACUACGAUCAUUACAUGGAGCUUUUCGAGGAGAAGAAAUCGCAGCCGAUCAUUCUGUACUUCACCGCCGCCUGGUAAUUCUCCUAUUUUAGUGUUCAUCCAAACUUUAACAUUUUCAGGUGCGGUCCGUGUCAGGAAAUCCGGCCCGCAGUGGAAACCCUAGCGGCCGAGCAUCACGAGCAAUUAUCGUUCUUCAAAGUGGACAUAGAAGAGAACGAGCAGUUGUUCGACGAGUUCGAGCUCAACUUCGUCCCCACUUUCGUGUUGCUCAUCGACGGACAAAAGAAGGAAGCGGUCGGCGGAGCCGAUUUGGAUAAAUUGAGAGAUCUUGUGAGGGCUGCGCUCAACUAA